Molecule: messenger RNA, 725 nt
Organism: Drosophila rhopaloa
Lineage: Eukaryota; Metazoa; Arthropoda; Insecta; Diptera; Drosophilidae
Gene: bcn92
Product: protein bcn92
Exons: 3
Coding region: 180-458 (92 amino acids)
Biological process (GO): iron-sulfur cluster assembly
Cellular component (GO): L-cysteine desulfurase complex; mitochondrion
Source: RefSeq, a predicted model, not a curated record
UUUCCCGCUAGCCGCAUGUAAUUCUUUAUGUCAUCAGGCGGUCCAAUCCAAUUGGAUUUUCCGAAACGAAACAAAACGGGGCCACCGAAACUCCGGCGUUAUCACUUAUCAAUUAAAAGGCGCUCCAAAACUCCAGCUAACCCUCCUGCUCAGAUCCGUUUGGCCAGGUCAGGAUCAGGAUGUCGACGCGUCGCCAGGCGAUCACACUAUACAGAAAUCUCCUGCGUGAAUCCGAGAAGCUCCCCUCCUAUAACUUCAGGAUGUACGCUGCACGCAAAAUCAGGGAUACAUUCCGCGCCAACAGGGGCAUCCGGGACUUCGGGGAGAUCGAUCGGCAGAUGGUCGCGGGCCAGGAGAAUCUGGAGCUGAUACGUCGCCAGGUGAUCAUCGGGCACCUGUACAGCGCUGACAAGCUGGUCAUAGAGAACAAGAAGACCCUGAAGCCCUCCGAUGACUGAGGAAGAAACGAGCGGGAGCUGAGGAGACUACAAAGCAGGGAGGGAGCAGGAGCAGGGGGAGAUGCAGGAGCAGGAGCCGUCUCCACAUGAAGACACAACUCGAAAGACUCGACCCACACACAACACAACACACACCACACGCAUUGAUUCUGUACAUGCCACUUUGCAUCCAUCAAACCAGGGAACCGAAAUCAUUUGCUAGCAAAAAAAACACCAAUUUAAUGUUAUGUUAAACAACAAAUAUGAAAUUAUAUAUACAUACAUAUA